UGUUUAUUUUUUAUAACAUUAUACUUAUUUAGUAUGAAUAAUUAUUUGUAUGUUUUUGAAAUUUGGUUGCCUAGCAACAUUGUAUAAAUUAUCAAAACAUUAAGCUUCAGUCUUUACACCCAUAAAAUUCAUGUAAUUGUGUUUUGACAUUUUUAAUAUAUUAUAAAAAUCAUGAGUAAAAUUUAGUUUUAUUGUUGUGGUUCGUAAUAAUAAUUAUUAUUAAUUAAUGAAUACUGUUAGAUACUAUGGAUAAUGGAUUAAUGACUUAUAAAAAUAGAGCAAACACUGUAGAAAUAUUACUUACAGAACCAAUGUUGCAAGUUUUCAAUGUCCAAGAAAAGUCUGAUUGGAUUAUUUAUAAUCGUUACAUACAACGAGAUUUGGAAUUAUGUAAAUUAUUAAUUGACCAAGAGUUACGAAACACUAAGGAUAAUAAUGAAUUUGCAUUUUAUAUAUUGGGAUUAAUAUAUAGAGAAGAAGGUAAGAUAAAAAAUUCGUAUUGGUGUUUUGACAGAUAUUAUGCUUUGAAUCCAUUAUGCGUCGAAGGAGUCAAACAAAUUGCUCGUUCAUGUUUACUUUUGGGAAGAAAUGAUGAAGCCCAAAAAAUGUACUUAGAAGCAGAAAGAAUGUGCAGGGAACCAGAUACUAAAGUAUAUUACAACCUUGGUUUGUGUUACUUGAACUUAGGAGAAUUGGACAAGUCUAAAGAAUAUUUUCAUCGCACUAUUCAGCUUAGUCGAAAUCAAGAUGCUUACGAAAAAUUAGCUUCAAUAUUCGCUAUAGAAAAUAAUUUUAAAAAUGCGACCAGUAUAUUAAUUUCGGCUUCAAAGUUGUUUCCGUUCAGCACAAAUAUAUCUGUUGACUUGGGUCUGUUAUAUAUGAAACAACGCGAUUAUGAUCAAGCGUUUAAUAUUCUCGGAAAUACACUGUGCCAGGAUCCCGAAAACCCUAAAGCACUUUUGACAUUAGCAGCUGAAAUGCAGAGAAACGGCGGUUACGACGAAGCAUUGGCCAAGUACACUAAAGCUGUUACUGACUUAUCUGAAUGCUCUGAAACGUGGAAUAACAUCGGGAUGUGUUUCUUUGGAAAACACAAAUACGUAGCGGCUAUAAGUUGCUUAAAACGUGCUAUUUAUUUGCACCCAUUUAAUUGGAUUGCCUUAUACAACUUAGGCCUUGUACAUCUGUACACCAGACAGUAUGUUUCAGCAUUUGUAUUUUUCUCAACUUCAGCGAAAUUAAACCCAAAUCAUGCUAGUACGUUUAUGCUCAUUGGAUUGGCAUUGAACCAUAUGAACGACACGAGGAAUGCGGAAAAGGCUUAUCGCAAAUCCAUAGAGUUAAAUCCAGACAAUCCAGAAGCGCUAAUCAAUUUGUCAAUAUUAGAAGUUAACCGAGGAAAAAUGAAAGAAGCUGAAAAAUAUUUCUACUCUUUUCAAGAAGCCUGUCUAUCGUGUGGCGCAAUUGAUAAAGAAAUUAUCGAACUAGGAAAGCAGGUCUCGGACGCUCUAGACGGACAUCCGCGAUCCCAAGAUGAAAACGACGACGAAACGUCUGGACGUGAUGAACCCUACUACGAGGUGGUAGAAUGACGUUUUCUAUCAAAUAUAAUAAAUAAUAUACACAGGCACGGGAUCUGAAAAUUUGGUGACAAAAUGUUUUUCCAAAAAAAAAUACAAAUAUAAUUAUUUUAAUUAUAGUAUAUAUAAAUGUUAAUUGUAAUGAAUGCCAUGUAUUUAGUGGGUGCCUUAGUCUCCCCUUGGAUUUGACUAUUCGAACAUACACACACGUGGGCACAUGGCACAUAUUUGUUUUAAACAAAACUGGACAGUCUGAAAAUUAUGUAGAGGUGACUCGAAAUAUAUGUACGUGAUUGAAGUUGUAGUAAUUUUACCGGACAGAUUUGAGCAGCGUACCCACCUACUUAAUUGCAGUACACACUGCGUUUUAAUAGACUUUAUAAUAUGUAUUUAGUUGAUUAGGUAAACACUCUAUUUUCAUAUUAAAAAUAAUAAAUAACGUAUUAAAUGAUACUUGGUUGUGUUUCUUUCUUGCAAUUAUUAUUAUUUUAAGGAAUUAGGAUGGUUAUUAAAAUAAAGUCACCGAAAACACAUAAUCACAUAAUCAACAUAUAGGUAUGCGUAUACAAACUUCAAAUCACUGUCGAAUUGAUUUACCAAAGAAAUUACUAGGAUUUACUUAAGAACUUAUAUUUACAAAAUCAUAAUAGGUAGAAUAACCAAAACCAAGGAUAUCAUAAAUAAUUUGUUGGUAGAUAACCCAAACCUAAUGAUUUCAAAAUAUCUUGCGACUUUUUCUUUCAUGUGGGCUUCCCAGCAAAACAAAAGUCGAAACAGAAUAGUUUUGAAUUUGAGUAUAGUGAUAAAUAUGUUUACUGUGAGAUAAGGUAUUUCUUAUUAUUUCUAUAACACUUGCCUUAGUGAUUCCCAGUGUUUUGGUUAAAGUAUAAAUGAAAAGCACAAAUUAUUAAGUACAUCAGUUUUUUUUAUUAAUACAGUAACAUUAUGUUAAUUAAGUUUUGUCACAAUUCAUAAUAAUUUAUCAUAUAAAUAAUAAUUAGGUACUCUUAGCGUUAUUAAUUAUAAUACAUAGCAAUUCCAUACCUCAGAUAUCUGUAAACAUGAUGAUAUCAACUAAAAACGAGAGAGAGAGAUUAUAGAUGAAUAGAGUAUUACAAAUUAAUUGGACUGGGUAUCACAUUUAGUACAUAUUAUUAUGACAUGUUUACAUAGUAUAUAAAUUAAUUUAAAAAUAAUAAUGAGUAGAUAUUAAUACAUAUCAUGCAGUUUUAUUAAAGUAAUUGCAUUUCGAGGUAGCCCCAAAAAUAAGUCUACUCUCGAGAACAUUAACAAAGUAUAAUACAAUAUAUUUUAAUAAAAAUACAAUUUUUUUACCGACUUGAGUAACUAAAAUAUAACAUAGCUUACAGGUAUACCAUAUACAUAAUUAUAUUAUUUGUGAUGUAAUAGCCUAUAUCAUAGUGAUAUUAAUGACUAGCCCAAUAUUCAAUCCAUACAUUUUACUUGCACUAUGCAGAGACGCAACUAGACAUUUUAAAAGAUGGUGUUGUUGAGUAAGUACUCAAAUAACAAAUAACUACAUAAAAUCAAACACUAUUUUUUUUUGUUAUUACUACAUUUACAGUCCCGUAUUAUAAAACGAUAAAACAAGUAAGAAAAAAAAAUAUAUGGGGUGAUGAUCACAUAAUAUUGGCAAUAGGCAUUGAAUAAUCACAGCAUGCAAUUAAUCAAUGACAUUAGAUAUCUAUUACAAACAGUUGCGCUUCUAACACAAUAUGCACAGUAAGUUUAAAACGAAUUGGCUGAUACUAUGCAUUUUAUACAUUAAAUAAUACAGCAGAGCAUCAAUUAUCCAACAAACUGAUCAAAAAUGAAGAAAAAUAAGUUACAGAAUUUCAAAAUUUACCAUUUUAUGAAACAUUUCAAUGAAAUUGUACGUAGUAAAUAAUAAAAAUAAAUAUAUGUUUAUAAUUCAAAUAUUGCGAGUAUAUACAAUACUGGAUGUAUCUGAAGGAUAUGAAAAUUUAAAUGAGCAAUUGUCAAAUCCUCCAAAUACACACUAUAUAUUAUUAAAUACUAAAAAAAUUACUUAAUUCGAUUAUUUUGAAUAAACCCCACCUUACUAAAAAAUGUAAUUAUUCUGUCACCAUUGAUUUCCUUACUAGUUUGAUCAAUCAAAACUCUACUGUAUUAUUAUCCAUAGCCUAAAGGCUUAAGGUAUAAUGUAUUGAAUACAAACAUAUACAUGAUAUUAUAUAAAUAAAUGAUAGUUUUUUCCCCCCAAAUUCAUUAUUAUUACUAUAUUAUUAAAGUUUAUAUUAGGUAUAUUAAUUAAUGAUAUUUCACAACACUGUUUUCCGUUUUUUUUAUAGUUUAUGGUUAAAAUUAUGAAGUAAAUGAAAACAAAAUAAAAUCACUAAAAAAUUUACAUGUUACUAUUCCCAAACACUAAACACCUAAACGCUCAUAUAAUAGUAGAAUAAUUCAACUAUGAUUGGUCAAUAAAAUAACAUAGAUACACGUCCCUACACCAUUUAGUUUAAUGUUAACGUUACAUAAUAAUGUUGAAACUUCAAUUUUUUUUUUAAAUUCACUUCAACGGAUA
Molecule: messenger RNA, 4146 nt
Organism: Myzus persicae (green peach aphid)
Lineage: Eukaryota; Metazoa; Arthropoda; Insecta; Hemiptera; Aphididae
Gene: BBS4
Product: Bardet-Biedl syndrome 4 protein homolog
Exons: 10
Coding region: 246-1592 (448 amino acids)
Biological process (GO): cilium assembly; protein localization to cilium
Cellular component (GO): ciliary basal body
Molecular function (GO): protein binding
Source: RefSeq, a predicted model, not a curated record